This is a messenger RNA of Staurois parvus, 480 nucleotides long. NCBI's taxonomy places the organism in Eukaryota, Metazoa, Chordata, Amphibia, Anura, Ranidae. The record is from the annotation of a GenBank genome assembly.
ACCGGCAUCAGGUCAUUUGGCUCGACAGCGGGCACCGCGUCAUCUGGCAAGGCAGUGGGCUCCGAGUCAACUGGUAUGACCGCGGGCACUGGGUCAGACAUUGGAUCGUCUGACCGGGACAGCGGGCAUCGGGUCACCAGGCAUCAAGUCAUUUGGCUCGACAGCGAGCACCGCGUCAUCUGGCAAGGCAGUGGGCUCCGAGUCAACUGGCAUGACCGUGGGGCACCGGGGCAGACAUUGAAUCGUCUGGCUGGACAGCGGGCAUCGGGUCACCAGGCAUCAGGUCAUUUGGCUCGACAGCGGGCACCGCGUCAUCUGGCAAGGCAGUGGUCUCCGAGUCAACAGGCACGACAGUGGGCACCGGGUCAUCAGGUACCGGAUUGUCUGGCUCGACAGCGGGCAUCGGGUCAUCAGGCAUCAGGUCAUUUGGCUUGCCAGCGGGCACCGCGUCAUCUGGCAAGGCAGUGGGCACCGAGUCAC